GAAUCCUUUACGCAAAGCCGCCAUUUCCGGAGUUGAAGAAAACUUUAUGUUUUGAAAAUUUCGUUUUGAGAUUUUCUGGCAAGAAUGCCUGGAUUAAAGAUUCGCUGCGACCCUUUGCCACCGAAAACGAACCAGCCGGGCCUGCCACGCAGUCUUCUAUACAGUGGCAGUCGUUUUCAGGGACAACAGAAAAGUAAGGGGAACAGUUACGACGUUGAAGUUGUUUUACAGGUACGAUGACAUUUGAGCGCCAAUCGUGUUAUGAUUUGAUGAAAAUGGAUUUUCGUGUUGUUAUGUUGCACGAAAAUUGUAUUUCAACCAUCUAAUAGCUUCAUAUUGUUUUCAACUUUAGCAUGUCGACGAAGAAAAUGCUUUUCUUUGUGGUUAUUUAAAAAUAAUAGGUCUAACAGAGGUGAGUUUUGGUAGUGUAAAUAUUUAAUACUGUACCAUAUGGUAUUUAUAGUGUCAAUUUAUUGAAUGGUAAAAUAUUUAAAUGUCUUUUUACAUCGCACAAAUGGCCGUUGUCAAUAUCAGCUGAUGAACAAAAUUUAUUUAGUUUGUUAAUUUGAUAUUUAUAGGAAUAUCCAUUACUAACAACAUAUUUUGAUGGUGAAAUAAUUUGCGAUAAACAUCCGUUUCUAACGAGGAAGUGGGUAGGUUGAUCGAUUAUUAACCUAGAUCGGCAUUAUUAAAUUUUGUUAUUAAUAGUAAGGAAAUGAUCAGAUUGUAUAAAUAAUGGGAAGUUAAUAAGACAGUGAUUUUGUUUUUAGGAAGCAGAUGAAGAAGUCGACAGAAAACAUUGGGUACGAGUUUACCAUAAAUACAGUGCAUAUCACCACCAUCAUUAUAACCAUCAUCACUAUUAUCACCAUCAGCCCAUUACAAUUCAUCACCACCAUUAUAAUAUUGGUUACCACACAGAAAAAAAAUUAAUAUGUAUGUUUUCUUCUAGGGAAAAUUCCUUCCUUUUUAUCAAUUUGCAAAACAUUUUAACAGCGAUAGUUUCGACUUUUCGCAACUAAAUAAUUUGGAUUUUGCUUUUAUGAGGUGGAAAGUAAGUUCUUAUAAAUUUGACUGCUAACUAAAUUAAAAUACAUCAAGUGGUUUGUUGGCGAUGGUAAAUGUCUUCAACAUACUCAACAGAUAAACUUGUAUCAUACAACAUUUUUACCAAAAUGUGUGCAAUUUUUUAGGAACACUUUUUAGUUCCAGAUCACACGAUAAAAGACAUAAAUGGAGCAUCGUUUGCUGGAUUUUAUUAUAUAUGCUUUCAAAAAUCUACAGCCACUAUGGAAGGCUACUAUUAUCACAAAACGUCAGAAUGGUAAGAUGACACGUUUGUAACAUUUUCUUACUGUAACAUUCUGUAUGAAAGAGAGGUAAUUUAACCCACUAAGUAGCAAUGCUUGUGAUUAUCGUAUUUUUGCCUUGACAAAAUUGAGGAUUUUUGGCUGAGCCAGAUAAGAACAUUCUCAAUAUGCUUCGGCAAUUGCUGCGGCAAAUUAUAAAGACUGUACAGACCAUAUAAUGAUCCUGUCUAAAUACUGUAUUCUAUACUUUUUCUUGCAGGUUCCAGACGUUAAAUCUACACCAUGUCCCCGACCACAGUCAAUCUAUCUUUGAAUUUAGAUAACACAGAAGUCUGCAAAGAUUACUACUGGUUUUACAUCAAACUAAUAAACAUUUUAAGACUGUAUAUUUAACUUAAAUUCAUGCUGUUUACACACAGUAAAUUACCUGGCCAAUUUAUGAUCUACUAGAAUCAAUGGAUGCAUUGGGUGGUGCCCAACACUUCUCACUUAAUGCUAGACUUGGUUCGAGUCCAUCUUUCAAGGGGUUGAAAACAGCGAUGCACGUGAGCGGUGAAAAAAGGCGCAAAAAUAUGAGAGAAAAGUAGGCAGAGAUGGACUUGGGACAUUUGCAUGCACGCCUCCUAUGGAGGCGUGGCUUGCAAGUUGACAACGCCAAUUUUUGCAAGUACAUUCAAAAUGCUGCAAAUGUCCCAAGUCCGUCUCUCCCUACUUUUCUCCUGAGACAGACUUGAACCAAGUCAACUUAGUGCCAGACAUCACAAAUAUCAUGAUAUAAUAUAGUAACUGUCACUUAUAAUUAUACUGUCUGGCAAGAAAAGCAUUUUGCUGGACAUUUGCCUCUUUCUUGUUGGACAGUAUCUGGCCUCUUAUAUUCAGGCUUAACAUCUGAUGAUAUAGCCAACUGACAAUAUUUGUCGUCCACAUUAUUAUGAGCAGUAAAACCUGUGAUGUGUUCUUUGCAAAAGGUUUUUGUCAAUACUCUCAAUGUUAAAUAAAAUGAUAUAAGUAUUUAACUCUGUAUGUAACUUGUUGAGUUGUUUCUCUAUUCUCACAUGAAGCUUCAACAUUUGCAGACAUUCCAACUCUCCCGAUUUUACCGGGAGUCUCCCGAAAAUUCAUACAAUCUCCUGGUCUCCUGAUUUUUAUCAAAUUCUCCCGAUUUUUCAGAAUAUUCAGGAAAUAUCGUAAAAAAAUCAUAAACAUACUGUUUUUAGCAACAUAAUAGUCUGUUUUGACCUUUUUAUGAAGUUACUUUAUGGCAAUUUAUAGGAUCACUUAUAACAACAUCUUCCCAAAAUGCAGGAAAUGCCAUUUCAGAAGACUUAAUUUUUAAAAUUUUUUCACAGAAGAACAAGAUUUCAAUUUACUGAACAGUCUCCUAAAUUUUACCUCGAGUAGUUGGAAUGUCUGCAUUUGUAACAAGCAUCAGGGCUUUCGGCUGUGGUGAGAAAGGCAGCUGCCCUCAAAAUAAGGUAUGCCAAAAACAGACAUGCUUUAUAGCCAGAAACCAUGGCUAUAAGGAUUCGGGUGUAGUUUAUGGUCACAAACCGUGGCUAUGUUUGCCAAAAUCUGGCAUACUUUAUAGCCACAAAUCACAAAAGAAAGCAAGAUGGAUGCACAGUAUUAAAGGAAGUAGCUGGCAGGCUAACACCCGUCAGCCCUAACAGUAUAUACUCGAAUUGUCUGGUGGAGUUUUUCCUGAAGAUAUUAUUUAAACUAAAACAUUAUCCAGCAUCAACUUUCAUCCAACUAUCUUCAGGUACUGAAUUUGAUACGACUAUAAACAAUUCAGUUGUCGAAACUGCAAGUUCGAAUUUCAAAAACUUGAUCAAAUGUUCAUCAUUUCCAAUAUAUUCUGGAACAUCAAGUUUUGAAUCCAAGUUAUAGAAGUUCUCGUCUAUUUUGCGAACUGCCAGCCAGUGUCGUCUCUUUAUUGGAAUUUCUAACCCGAGGCAUUUUGGUUUGUAAAACUUGUUUAUAACAAUGCCAUAAAUAGUGGCAAGAUCCAGCAAAUUUAGAUCUCU
This is a messenger RNA of Paramuricea clavata, 3337 nucleotides long. NCBI's taxonomy places the organism in Eukaryota, Metazoa, Cnidaria, Anthozoa, Malacalcyonacea, Plexauridae. The record is from the annotation of a GenBank genome assembly.